AGAUAAUUGGCGAGGCACGAAGACGAGGGCCAUCGAAAAGAAUUGUAUGCUCCAUGAUAUUGUACCAUAGGGUAUAGGGGAGUAGAUCGUAUCUUAGUUGCGUAAGUUUGGAAGCCUUGAGACCGGUGGGAUGACUCUGGUAGUGGCAAAAAGGUUCGAUAUGUACAAUUGUAGAGGUGUAUAGACGUAACUGACAGAGGAUGAUGCCGAGGGCGGUAGUCGCGGGAUGCAGACGGGGAGGCUGAAAGGGGACAGACGCCCAUAUGACGAAAUGAUCUAGCUGGCGUUGAGAUCUAUCAUUAGAAAUUCCCCGAUUUUAUACCCUGGUUAUCAACGGAGAUACCUCACACAUAUAACUAAAGACCUCUCCCUCCAUCCACAUUCCCUAAUCAAUCAUGCGAAUUCAAUCCUCUACCCUCUGCAAUCUUCCAGCUGAAAUAUUCGAGAAUAUCGUCUUAGAACUCAUUUCAACUUCCCCCAUCGUACCCCUCCUCCAGACUUGCAAACAAAUAAAUCAUAUCCUCGCUUUUCCUAAAAACAGUCAUCUAUAUUCCCGUGUAUUCCAUCAUAGAUUCGACUCUGCAGCAUCCGCUCGACGACUAGGAACUCGUACACACCAUUCCCGUCAUCUCGCUCACCAGCUAGUCUGGUAUUCCUCCGCUUUGAAAUGCAUUAGACGUGGUGACAUAUACGACCAUGCCGUCCUCGACGCUUUUUGGGCCUGCUUUGCCCUCAUGUCGGAAAACGAUGGAAAGAACCGCCAUCACCUCGAAGCAGCAGGUCUACCAGAUUUCGUAGACGAGUUCGUCCGCAAUCGUCUUUACGAGGACAACGUCUCUACAAGUGGAUGGCCAAACGAAUCUCCCAUCAAUUGUCUUGCAUUGUGGUUACUUUGGUUUACGAGUACAGAAGAACGCCUCAAGGCAGAAACUACCGCUCGCCGCAACGAGAUUAUCAGACUUGUACUCCCUUUUGUCAUCGUCCCAUUUCGCUACCCAUCCGCUCAUGCUCCCCACAACCACUUCACCAUGCCUCUCACGAGCAACUCAGACGGCCACCUCCGUCAAUCUAUCCUCCCAGCUCACGGCGCUUUCCCACUUUACCGCUCCGGCAGUGCCCGUUCCACUCACUUUUACGAUCGCACAGACCUCGAGAUAGGCAUCCCACUCGCAUCCACUGCCGCAAAGCUCAUCUUCUUCUCACGUCGUCAAGUCACCCCCAUCGGCGUUCCUAUCCACCUCCCUCUCAAUCGUCAACACGCUAUCCAACUCGGAUUUGGUGAACAAAUCGGUCCCACCCAAGAAGACGUUCACGAGCUCAACCAACACAAUGUCGUCAAGCACGUUCCUGCUACCACCUGGGACGACCACAUCGACACAACACCAACUCCCAGCUCACAACUCGACGACGACUGGUACCGUCUCACUGACUGUAUAUAUCCCAUGGAAAAAUCAUCUCUCAUGAAUACACACUACACUUACGGCUCCGCAACAGGUCUCUGGCAAGGCCGCAUCCUAGUACCAACAGACAACGCAUUCAACACAAUCCUCCAACACGUUCAAAUGCCCGAAGACUUUACCGAACAACAACUCUUCCUCAACGCCGCCCCUCUCUUCAUGCGUCUCCGCGAAUAUCAUUGUAUUGAUCCCCAAGACCCCGUACCAACCGGCGGCGCCAACGACGGCUUCGACGAUGGGAUCUCAAACGCUUGGAUACCCGCCGGUGUUCAAGUACACGAAGAUAUGCACGAAGGCAAACUCACAUUCCAACAUCACGGCCGCGUACAUGUCUACGAAGCCUACCGCCCCGGACUCUCAAACUCCCAUGACGAAGCUACAUGUCGUGGAUGUCAGUUCCGCGGGACGUGCGAUAUCGUCUACAGGGAGCAUGAUGAUCAGUAUUUGGCGGACCGGUCUCAGGCGGACGAGGGUGUUGAUGUGGAUGUUGAUAUCGAGCUUCUUAGUGAUGAGGACGGGGAUCGAGAUCAGGAGUUCCUGGAAGACGCUUCAGCGCAGUACGACUCUGUCAUCGACACCGUCUUCCAACAAAAAGACGACGACGCUAUGGACGAAGAUGCUGAUCUCGUUUCGGAUGAUGAUAGCGACGAGGAGUAUUCAGUUCAGAGGAGGUGUAAUGGGGUGCUUGAUAUUGCGCUUGUUGGGGAGACCGACUUCAAGCAUGGCCAAGCAUGGAACCACUACAAAUUCUACGGGCGCGUCCGUGAAUGGGACGGACUCGUCGCUCUCGUGCGUAUCCCUGCGCACCCGCACCCUGCAGCCCAAGGUCUGGGUGUGUGGGUGUUUAGCGGAUAUAUUGUGGGCGGGCAGAAUUUCGUGGGGACAUGGCGCGCAUUGGGGGGCGCGAACCCCGGCAUCCCGACCCUUGAGAGUUCCUUUGCCAUGACUCGGAGGGACGAGGGGGUCAUGCAUUAGGGGGUCACAUCGCCGAAGGAACACCCAGUCUCUGCCGCGCUGGCCGAAGAAGGACUUCUGCCGCACUAUCCGAAGAAGAAGAAUCUGCCACACUAUCCGAAGAAGACCAGACCUUGCCGCUCC
Molecule: messenger RNA, 2555 nt
Organism: Suillus clintonianus
Lineage: Eukaryota; Fungi; Basidiomycota; Agaricomycetes; Boletales; Suillaceae
Exons: 6
Coding region: 396-2432 (678 amino acids)
Source: RefSeq, a predicted model, not a curated record